This is a messenger RNA of Sabethes cyaneus, 642 nucleotides long. Its product is annotated as glutathione S-transferase 1-like. Gene Ontology annotation, molecular function: glutathione transferase activity. The transcript is spliced from 2 exons. Lineage: Eukaryota; Metazoa; Arthropoda; Insecta; Diptera; Culicidae. The coding region runs from base 1 to 642 and encodes 213 amino acids. Gene Ontology annotation, biological process: glutathione metabolic process. The record is from RefSeq and is a predicted model, not a curated record.
AUGGAACUGUACAUUCAUCCUAUGUCACCGCCAUGUUGGGCCGUUCUGCUGCUUGGCCGUCAGCUAGAUUUAAAAAUCAACCAAAAAGUGUUGGAUUUCGGAACGGAGGAACACUUGAAGGAGGACUUCGUUAAGAUCAAUCCAGAACACACGGUUCCAACGCUGGUGGACGGAGAAUUCAUUCUCAGUGAGUCUCGUGCGAUUCUGUCCUACCUGAUGGAUGCUUACGCAGAAGACAAUCAUGCGCUCUACCCGCGGGCGGCAAAGGAACGGGCUGUGAUCCAGCACAGAUUAAAUUUCGAUUUGGGAACCCUGUACAAUCGUUUUUAUGCCUACUGCUCGCCAAUGUGGAACAAAAAGGCAACCUCGACCGAAGCCCAACGGGAUAAACUGUACGAAGCGUUAGGAUUUUUGGAAACCUACCUCGGCAGAAGCCGCUACGCCGCCGGAGAUCAUCUAACGAUUGCGGAUGUGUCCUUGGUGGCUUCCGUUUCGGCGAUCGAGAUUUGCUAUGUAAAAUUGGAAAAGUACCCAAAAGUGGUGGCCUGGUAUGAGCGAUGCAAAAAGGAAUUAACCGGUUACGAAGAUAUCGUGGCCAGCCAGUUCGAGGGUUUCCGCAAGUUCAUAGGUGAUCCAGCUUGA